Messenger RNA from Neopsephotus bourkii (Bourke's parrot), 855 nucleotides. RefSeq names its product lipocalin-like. The record is from RefSeq and is a predicted model, not a curated record. The transcript has 7 exons. Lineage: Eukaryota; Metazoa; Chordata; Aves; Psittaciformes; Psittacidae. Bases 132 to 689 code for a protein of 185 amino acids. Gene Ontology annotation, molecular function: small molecule binding.
AGCUCUGCCGCUCCUCUCGCUCGGCCCGGCCCGGCUCCGCUCGGCUCGGCUCGGCUCCGCCCGGCUCCGUUCGGUUCGGCUCCGCUCGGCUUUGCUCGGCCCGGCCCGGUCCUGCCCUGCCGGCAGCAGCCAUGCACACUGCGCUGCUCGGCCUCCUGGGGCUGGCGCUGCUCGGGGCUCUGCGCGCCCAGGACACCAUCCCCGUGCAGACCGGCUUCCAGCAGGAGAAGCUCACAGGGAAGUGGUUCAGCAUCGGCCUGGCCUCCAACUCUAGCUGGUUCAAGGAGAAGAAGCACCUGAUGAAGAUGUGCACCACGGUCAUCUCUGAGACCGCAGAUGGGAGCCUGGAAGUCAACUCCACCUACCCCAAGGGUGACCAGUGUGAGAAGAGGAACAGCCUUUACACUAGGACAGAGCAGCCGGGGCGGUUCAGCUACACCAGCCCACGCUGGGGCAGCAAGCAUAACAUCCAUGUGGUGGAGACCAACUAUGAGGAGUACGCCCUGCUGGCCACCCAGAUCUCCAAGAGCACCGGCCCCUCCACCAUGGUGCUGCUCUACAGCCGCACAAAGGAGCUCGGUCCUGAGCGCCUGGAGAGGUUCACCCAGUUCUCCAAGGAGCAGGGCCUGACGGACGAGGAGAUCCUCAUCCUGCCCAGCACGGACAAAUGCAUGGCAGAUGCUGCCUAGACAGACCCACCAGCUGCCGCCGGCUGGAGCCUUGAGAGCACCAUGAGCUGGUGGCUGCCUCGUUCCCCCCGCCAUGCCCAGGACCCCCCAACACUGCAGCAGCCCCCUCUCCCUGGCUUCACACCCACACCUGUACCCCCACCCCAUUAAAGCCUGUAUAAAACCA